AUGGUUGCUUUUUAGCUCUUUUGACACAGAAUCUUGAUGGUUGAUGACGUUUAAAUCCAAACAGAGACUGAAAGAACCUCUUAGUUACCAGCAGUGCUAAUGAAAAAAAGGUCUUUUACGCGUAGAAUUUACGAUACGUAGAAUUUCGAUGGCUAACCACACGAUCUGAUGUAAUAUUAUUAGUUUUGUUUUUUUUUUAUUUUAAUGAACUUUGCUAUAAUACACUAGUUCUUUUUUAUUUUGUAGGCGGUCGGUUUUUGACUCUUCGGCUUUUAAUUCAUCUUUUUUAACGAAAUGGUUAUUAAAGAUGACAAUCACAUGACACAAAUAAUUAUCAAACAACUAACCAACUUCUCUCUUAUUUACAUUUCGUUAUUUUCUUUCUUUUUUUUAAGCGGUGACCAGUUUCUCGAAUCUCCUUGGUGGAUUUCGGUAAAGAUGGGAGUGUUAAUAUACACAUAUCUUUAUUAUGUGUUAUUUGAUCACGUGCCUUAUCGCUCCGGAGUCCGGACUUAACAAAGGUUGCCGUUCUCUAGUUGUACUUUAAAUUAGACUAUACCAUGGGACGCAUUUGACUCACCGACAAUUAAUUCACCAACAAUCUUUUCGCCGAUAACCACUUCACCGACAAUCAAAUGUUUCGCCGACAUGAUCAUCUCACCAACAG
Messenger RNA from Rhizophagus irregularis DAOM 181602=DAOM 197198, 667 nucleotides. Lineage: Eukaryota; Fungi; Glomeromycota; Glomeromycetes; Glomerales; Glomeraceae. The record is from RefSeq and is a predicted model, not a curated record.